AUAAGAAUUUGCAACCACGAAGGAAAGGAUACUUCAUAUUUCAUGCUUGUAUCUUUUGGAUUUGACUAUAAAUGCCAGCAUAAGAUACAUUCUUGUAUCCCAAAUAAAGAACCCCUUCAGUCUCAAGAAACUUCCCACCGACGACUCCCUCUAUUGCUAUCUAUAAAAAACCAUAGUCUUUUCCUUUUCAACAUAUCUUUUGGCACAAAGUUGCAUCUCUCAUAUCUCAUCCUAUCAUACCAGUUUGCGCACAUCUCAACUAUAUAUUUAUUAGUAUUAUUAUCAAAGUGGUGGUGUUUAGUUCAGUUUGCACGUCUUUUGGCUGUUUAAUCCUACUAUCUUUCACCAGCAUAGAUAUCUGGUAACUUUGUUCAUCAAGAGUAAUAGCCAUAUCUCCAAAAAUCCUCAUUUGUAUGCCAAGUUAGGUUCAAUUUGCUCGCAUGUCUUCGUUGUUUCAUCUCCUACCUUUCACCGGUACAAAUAUCUCGGUAACUAUGCUCAUAAGAGUAAUAGGCAUAUCUCCAAGAUUCCUAAUUUGUAUGCAAAAUUAGGUUCAAUUUGCGCGCAUCUCUUGGCUGUUUUAUCCGCAACCUUUCACCAGUAUAGAUUUCCGGUAACUCUGCUCAUCAGAGAAGUAAUCAUAUAUAUCGCCAAGAAUCCUAAUUUGUCCUAAUUUGUAUGUUAAAUUAAGGUUCUUGAGAUGGGGAAUUGUGUGUUCAAGGGGUUUGGUUUUGGAGAAGUUGAUCAUCAAGAAGAAGAAAACAAGAUGAUAAAAGUGGUCACCUCUAAUGGUGGCAUCAUGGAACUAUAUGCACCCAUCACAGCCCAUUGCAUCACCAAUGAAUUUCCAGGCCAUGCCAUUUAUCGUAGCCGUGACAUGUUUUCUCCACCACUUUUUCCUAAUGAGGAACUUCAUGCUGGUGAAUCAUACUAUCUCCUGUCUCUAUUAAACCAUCCUAUUAAAAGAGGAAGAAGUGAAGAAGAAGAAAAAAGUGAUGUUGAUGAAACAUCUUCAACAUCUAAUUACGCUAAUAUUACUACUUGUAAUAGUAAUAGUAGUGGUAAUUUGCCUCAAGCAACACCUUAUAGGAUGUCAUUUGAUAAUCAAAGGAUGCUAAAGAGAUCACAAGCUGAGGUUUUUCCUACUUACAAUAGCGCAGGUGUGUGGAAAGUGAAGUUACUUAUUAGCCCUGAACAAUUAUCAGACAUUUUGUCACAUGAGGCACGUACAGAGGCGCUAAUAGAGAGUGUUAGGACAGUGGCUAAAUGUGGUUCUGGGGCUUCUUCUAUGACUCCAACACCUGCUGCUCAUUCAGAUAAAUGGAGUUUCUCUAGCAGUAAUAAUUGGAAGGCAACAACCCCUAUCUGAGUACUCUUCAUGUUUGUGGUAUAUUGUAAUUUUCUCGGUUAGAGCCUGCUGGAUACGGAGUUAUUUUUGUUAGAAAAUAUUAUGUUCCUCAAAUGUGGAGUUUCCGGCUAGAAAUUAAAUUUAGUCGAGCCUCAAUACGAGUACGGGGCACCGGAAAAUUUAGUCGAGCUUCAAUACGAGUAGGGGACACUGGAUGAAAAACCAAAAAGGAAUAUUGUUAUUUUCUUUGCUUAUAAAGUUGUGUAAAUUUAGUAGUAAUGGCACUAGGAGUAGCACCGACAUGACCAAUUGUUCUGUUAAUAGUUUAGAUAUUGCAACAUUGUUUAAAUUCUGCAUCUAAUAUUCGACUUAGUUCUGUGGCGUA
Messenger RNA from Lycium ferocissimum, 1733 nucleotides. RefSeq lists its product as uncharacterized. Lineage: Eukaryota; Viridiplantae; Streptophyta; Magnoliopsida; Solanales; Solanaceae. The record is from RefSeq and is a predicted model, not a curated record. Bases 701 to 1369 code for a protein of 222 amino acids. The transcript is spliced from 2 exons.